Gamsiella multidivaricata is the source of this 11899-nucleotide messenger RNA. RefSeq lists its product as uncharacterized. Bases 298 to 11742 code for a protein of 3814 amino acids. Gene Ontology annotation, molecular function: ubiquitin-protein transferase activity; protein binding. Gene Ontology annotation, biological process: proteasome-mediated ubiquitin-dependent protein catabolic process; positive regulation of protein catabolic process; protein polyubiquitination. NCBI's taxonomy places the organism in Eukaryota, Fungi, Mortierellomycota, Mortierellomycetes, Mortierellales, Mortierellaceae. The record is from RefSeq and is a predicted model, not a curated record. The transcript has 13 exons.
GUCACCCUAUCGAUCCAUCGCGUUGUCCAACAAAAACAGCACGAAACGAAGAAUUUACCACCAAAAACGAAGGCAGAGCACUCAAGUUCUAAUCCCCCCUCCAAAAAAAUUGUACAACUAUAGCCUGUUCCUAUAAGAGACCUCAUUAAGACUCUGAAGGAAUGCCCCGAGGCGAAUAUUGCAACCCAUAUUGAAGCUACACCGGAAUGGGUCUGGCCCCGAGGAGAUCUUUUUCAUUGGGCCGCUGUCUUGAACCGGUUCGACGAUAUUCUGGACAACAUCUGCAAGACCUAUGACAUGAAGAAGGCCCAGCCAAAAGAAUUUCCGGAGGACAUUAGGCGCCUGACCCUUGCGAUCUUGGGUUUUUCACGAAUGUUGCUCGAAAACUGCACCAACCGCAACCUCUACGCAUCAUACGAGCAAUUGAACGAUUUGCUGCAUGCGCGCGAUCUGGAUGUUCUCGAAUCCUGCCUGCGGCUGCUGCUCCGACCUGCUCAGCGACACAGCGCUCAGCGAUCGUCCAAAUCUAUAUUCACAGUAUCACAGGAUCGCCUUUUGGCAUUGGCGCAUUCAUGGGGGAAUAAGGAGCACGGAAUGGAUCUCCUGCAGUUGGCGGGCGAGAAUGUAAAUAUCCCGGAGCAACUGACGGCGCUCAACUUUCAAUUCUACAGGACGAUAUCUCAAUCAAAACCUGCUACCGAUGCCUCCACUGCUGUGUCAGAUGCACCUUCGAAGGCAUCAUCGACAUUUAGUACGGCUACUACAGUAAAACCAUCAUCUUCCAGCACGACUGCCACCGCACAACAAACUCAUUCACCAACUAAACAAAGGCGUUCAUCACAUCCUGGAUCGUCACCUUCAACAUCCACAACCGUGGCCAGCACCAUCGCACCUGCAUGCGAAGGAAUGGUUGUUAUUCACGCGACAAAUAUCGGUCGAUUGGGCGCAUCGGAUUACGAGAUUUUGGCACAUUUUGUCAAGGAAUACCAGAUCCCUGAGGAACAUCAGUUCUCACUUUUGAACCGCAUCAGGGUCGCCAUCGGCAUCAGCGUCCCACAGCGCCGCCAACAGCUGUUAAUUGUCCGCAUCCUAGCAGUUGCUGUCAUGGCCCAUGUCUUGUCCGAGGCCGUUGUCAUCGACAAGUUCCUUACGUUCGAGCCGGAGAUCAUUCAAAGUUUGAUAGAGCUCAUCCAUCCCGACCAUAAAGCGCCAUAUAAUCUGCAAACUGUGGCGCUCUUUGCCCUGGAUGGACUCGCCCGUCUUCGAAACAAGCAAACCGAUGUUUUGACAGCAGUGAAUGCUUCUGCGAGCCACGGCGUAUUGCUUUAUAUGCUCAGGAGAGUCAUUGCUGGACUGGAUUCUGACAGUGUCACCUAUCCUCAAGAGUUCCUGGAUGCCAUUUUUGUGUUCAUCUCAUUUAUCAUUGGGUCGCAACCUGGAGGGACUAUGGUUAUCUCUGCAGGAAUCGUCCCGGUGCUUCUCAAGUUGCUUUCUAACAAACAUACCUCACAGCUGAAGAAUAUAACGAAAGGUGUUCUGAUUCUGGACAGUCUCGUAUACGGCUUCAGUGCAGCGUUCACGUCGUUUUGUUCUUCGGAUGGUCUCAACAUGCUAGUCGCCAGGGUCAAGGAUGAAGUAGAUUUUUCACUUGACCUUGUGAAGAAAGCUGAGACGGCCCAAAUUUCAGAUACAGUUUCAGUAUUAGGCGCCAAAGACGAUACCUCGCCGAUUCCCUUUGAAAGAACUGCGUUGUUAAAGUCGAUGUUCAAAUUUGUGCUCCACAUGAUGCAAAGUCCUGGAACCCAAGAGGGCUUGCGGAAUUUGAUUGACACCACGUUGCCUGCCACUUUGAAGCAUAUCAUGGAGAAUCCACAAGCCUUUGGAACGGCUAUCUAUGCCCAUGCCAUCAACACUAUGGCAUCCUUCAUUCACAAUGAACCGACCUCGCUCACUAUCUUGCAAGAUGCGAAAAUACCCCAGACACUCCUUGCCAGUUUAUCAAAGGACAUUCCUGCCUCAUCGGACGUUGUGUUGAGCAUUCCCGAGGCAUUCGGAGCAAUCUGUUUAAAUUCUCAGGGCCUUGAGAUGUUCAACAAGCAGUUCAAGCUAAGGGCAUUUUUCGACAUUUUCACAUCGGAAACACACGUUCGCGCGUUCCAGGACAGCGACCUUGCCUCGAACUUGGGGAUGUCUGUGGAUGAAUUGAUGAGACAUCAGCCCAGUUUGAAGCCCGCGCUGAUGAGCGAAGUCAACGCUAUGCUGGAAGGGGUUUUGGAUAUGUGCAGCACAGCGCGGGUUUCGGCUGAUGAAAAGUCAUAUUGUACGCUCCAAAAAACGCGCGCUAAGGACGCACCUUUACCAGGUGAAGCUGUUGACGAAGAAGAAGCCAAGGGAGAUAAGAAGGAGAGUUUGGUCCCAAUACUGAUCGAAGGUGCCACAAGAUUCUGCGAAAGCUUUUUCCAGAAUACAGCCAGCACGAAGGAUUUUCUGAAAGCAGGCGGAAUCGACAUCUUGAUGAGAUUCUAUUCACUAGAAACGCUCCCCUAUGAAUUGGCCAGCACCGCUGCAUUCUUGUCUUUGUCCUAUCUGAUCAAAAUGUUGAGCGAAACGAACCCAGCGUGCGCGGUGGCCGCUGUGAUGAAGGAGUUGAUUAGGCUGCUGGAAAACGUCAAGCCUUUGUUGGAGUCAAACAACCCUAGGUCAGAUUUGAUACAAUACAUUGAUCUUACAGAUUCUAGCGAGGCAGAGAUGGAUCAGGGAAACAAAACAAUCCGCUCCUUGAUCAGCCUCUAUGGAUUGAGUGGACUGAUGUCGGACAUGUUUUGUGCGCCAACUUUUUCACAUGGGCGCAACUCUGCCUCUGUGCUCUCAGCAUUCAUUGCUGCCCGAGGCGAUGAAGCCCUGGCCGGACUAGGGCAACUGCACAGGAUGUGUGUAUGGGAGAGUAUUGUGAUAAACCGUGCUCUGAAGAAAGACUGGAAUGUCCACAAUCCUAAACCCAAGAAGUUGCCAGGUACAACCUCCGUUCCCGGAACAGUGGACUUCUCCUUGGAGGAGCAGGAAAAGGACGACAAAGAGCAGGGCACCUCCCCGACGAUCGACCAGCAUAGCCCAACUUAUAUCAACGCAAAGCACUUCAACUUUGUGUUGACCCAAACCCCUAAUUGCCUUACGCCGAUGUACCAAGGCCUGGCAAAGAUGCUGUUCUAUCGGCGAGAUGUGGAUUCUACUCAACGUGCAAACGCCUUCAAGAUUGCUGGCUCACUGUCAAGAGUCCUGCAAGCACACAUUUCUUGGCAACGACAAGAAAAACUCGAUAUUGCUGCCGACAGGCUGACAUAUCUCACAACCAUGCUUCGUCUGCCUGCAUACCUUAUGCUGGAUGAUCGGAAUCCUCCAACACUGCAGACGAUCAUCGUUGUCGCUUUCGUCAGGUCUCAUGGACUUGAUACCCUUUUUGGCACACUAGAUACAAUCUGGAAAAACAUGCAGUUGGAUCCAUCAGCGGAGGACAAAACGAAAAUGUAUGCUGUUGUUGAGAUCAUCCUCGGUAUUCUCCAAACACUCACAUCUUCGAAGCUGCUGCACGACUCCUCCCACACAUCGAUGCUGACUUCCAGAGACGACAGAAUCAGGAGAGCGGAUUUUUUUGAGCCACACGAGUUUCUGAUCGACACCAGACUUGCCAUCUUGCCCAAGAUCAAGGCGUUUUGGGUGGACCCAGCCCUCCACUCUUGUCCCUCGUCUCUGGUGCGACAGUUGAUUCAGGUUCUCCUCAAUAUCUUGAAAGGAGAUGGCGAACUCAAGCCCGAGGCGCCACCAGGACCUUCUAUCGUCCUCGGUGGCGCGCCUAACCUCUUUGGCGCACGCCCUCUUGUCGCCGAUGCCGCUAGCGUUGCCAUACUACUAGACAUGGGAUUCCCCAGAGCAGCUGCCGAACUUGCCUUGACAAGAUGCGCUAACCAGCUGGAUCGAGCUACGGAGUACUUGUUGACACAUCAGGAUAUUGUUGCCGCGGCGAUCUACGACCAGGAACGCGAGGCUGCUGCUGCGCGUGCCACAGCCAACCCCCUCAUUUCGACCAACGAAACUGCAACGGGCGAGCCAUCCUCAUCGAGUGCGGUGACAGGCGCUACGGCGAGUGGAAAUACAGAAACAGAGCCUCAAAGAGAUGGGAGCGAUGCGGGCGACGCCGAAAUACUUCAGCGAGCCCUUGAGAUCUCAGUCUCUGGCAAUGAUAUCACGACGAAUACGAGCGAAGGAUCCAGUAGCGUUGCGGCAGCAAGCCAGUCCUCUGCCAAGUCAAGUGAGUCGGCCGAUUCAGUAGAGGUUCAUAAGGCUCGCAAGGAGGAGCUCACCAAGGAGCGUCUCGACUUGAAGGCGAUUCUUGUGACCAGGUCGUUGGUGUUGCUCACCGAGGUUGACGGCAUCAUCUUUUCUGUGAGGGACAUAUUCCUCUUUAUGUUCCAAUCCAAGGACAUCCCUGUUUUAGAUACCUUAUUCAAUGUUACGGCGUCGCUUGGCGAGGAAUUCAACAAAGCGGAUCAGGAGCAGAUCAAGGAACGCGGGGAAUUGUUAGGAGUUCACAUGCGGCUUUUCGCGCUCUUGUUUGCAGAGGCCAGCAUCCAGUCGAAAAUGCAGGACUAUGCAUCAAAGCUGUUGCCACUGUUGAUGUCAACCCUGACCAAGGCCCUCGACACGCAGACUCCCCAAAAAGGAAACACCUGGCUCUCACCCCUCCUAUUGAUGAUCGAAGGGUACAUUUCACUCACAGACGAGCCCAAGGUUGUCCCUGACGAGACCUCGGCAGAAGGAAAGGCCAAGGCUGCUCAGCAUGAUUUGGAGAUGACUGCAGCGGUUGUGUCCGGAUCCGACAUGGAAAUUCUCCUCAGGCAAUGCCUUUCGCUGCUCAAGCAGGAUUGCCUUUCCAAGGAUGUCAUGCUCUCUGUAUUCAGGAUCUUGGUUCGGUUGACCCGUCACCAUAAUCUCGCAAUCGAAUUCUUGAGAUCGGAUGGUUUACCCAUUAUGUUUGCGACUCUAAAGCCGGAUAAGAUUGGUGUUCAGGGCCAGCAGGGUCUUAUAAUCAUGAUCAUGCGACACAUUAUCGAGGACACGAACGUUUUGCAAGCAAGCAUGGAGAGGGAGAUCACGCGAUGGUUCUCUCACCCGACACGGCCCCGAACAGUCGAAAUCCAGACUUACCUUCGUCACAACAACUACAUGGGACUGCGCGACCUUGAUGCCUUCAUUGCAGGCACUCUUAAAGCGUGUAAGGUGGCAAAGCACGAUUCCUCUUAUAGGGCUCUGUACCUGAGUUUGGUUAAGCUUGCGGCGCCAUCCAAAGCCGAGGACAAUGACGACCAGGAAGGAGCCACAGAUGACAAGGGCGAGGAUGAGAAAGAUGACAAGGAUGAGCGCAAGGAGACUGAUAAGGAACCGAAUGUGGAUGAGAGUGGUGCUUGCUCAUCUUCCACAGCAGCUCUCUCCGCGGCUAUUUCGGAGGUGUCAAAAAAAUACACUUCUGAGGUUUCGGAGACCGUGAUGUCGUUCCUGGCCACCGAGUUGCUCAAUAUCCGAGUACCAACCAAUCCUCCGGAGAAAACAGGACCAUCAGGUGACAGCGCCAAGGACUCGACCAGCAAACUCGACUCAGCUUCAAUAGCCUCAUCCUCGAAAAAUGAGGCAGACAAGACGGCGCUUGCCACGUCAGAGGCCACGCUGGAUCAUGAAUUCAUCUAUCGGUGCUUUCUCCUGCAGUGCUUAAAUGAGCUGCUCGUCUCUUAUCCAUCCUGCAAGGUUGAUCUGAUGAAUUAUUCCAGGCGAAGGAGUAGCAAGGAUCCGGCGCAUGCUGCCAGCAAACCAAAAGCCAGCUGGCUGAGCUAUCUUCUGAACGAUCUCAUCCCUUAUCGCGGUACGAUCGCCCAAGCAACCAACGCCGAGCUCCGUAAGCAGUCGAUCGAAUCGAACUUUGCCUCUGGGGUUCUGGUGGCGAUGUGCUCAAACAAGGACGAUGACGAGGAAAAGAAAUCGUCCGGUGACUUGGUCCAAGUCCGUCGGUUUGUCGUGGACGGAAUCACUCGCGCCUUCAAGGAUGCGAUCGCCUCUAUGGACAGCGUCGAAUACAAGUACAGCAAGUUCCUAUCGCUGUCGGAAUUAUCCUACAAGAUCCUAGGUUCACAUCCGGUGACCGGUGCAUUGCCAAGGACAAAUGAGGACACGUCAAUCAACAUUGUGAAGGUGAUGCUGGAAAAGAAUUUUAUUAUGACCCUCACCAACGUUGUUGCAGACAUCGAUUUGAAUUAUCCACAUGCCAGAGUCCUCGUAAACGCUGUCUUGAAGCCCCUGGAACACCUGACCAAGCUUUCGCUCAAGAUGAGUCGCGCCUCUGAACCUGGUGCACCGAAACCCAGGCGCCUCUCGACGCCAUUAUCAGGGCAGGGCAGUGGAACCGGAUCAGGAGACGAUGCACCAGACCUGUACCGCAACUCGUCGUUGGGCAUGUUUGAUGGCACGAAUAUCGAGUCUGGAGAGGAUGGUGAGUCUGGAGACUCGAUCAGUGACGAGGACAUGUUUGAAGGCGAGGAGUUUGAGGAAGAAACCGCAAGCGACGCCAGCGAUAUCAGCGAGGACGACCUUAGUGACGAGGACGAGAAUGAGGGCGAAGGCGAAGACGAUGUCGUCCGCAACCCGUUCCAUGAUGAUCACGAUGGCUCUGAAGACGAAGAGGAUCAAGACGACGAAGAGCACAUAGAAGAGGAGGAAGAUGAUGAUGAUGAGGACAUCGAUGCCGAGAUCCAAGAAGCCCUCGAUCGCGACGAAGAGGAAGGAGAGGAUAUGGUCAUGGAAUGGGAUGGUGAUGGUCAUCGACCCGUCUUGCUUGACCAGGAUGAUAUCGCCGAAGUCAUCGAUGAUGAGGAUGACGACGGGGACGAUAGUGACGAACAGGAAGAGCACAAUAGAUUUGUUGAAGGCCAGGGCCAUCUUCACCACCAUCACCAUCACCAUCACCAUCAUCGCUCGGGAGACGAAGGCACUGAGGAUGAUGACGAGGAUGACGGCGAUGAUGACGAUGAGGAUGCAUCUGACGACGAUGAGGAGGAUGAUAUGGACGAUGAUGAGGAUGGCGAGGGCCAGGGCGAUCUGGAGGAUGGGGAUGAGCCGCACCGUAGACGCGGUCGUCACAACCCUUGGAACAUGACCAGCACGUUCGUCAUCAAUGAGAAUGCCCUUCGCAACGGGCGCGCUCUGUUUGAACCUCAAAGUCGUCGUGGCCGACUUCCUGGCCAGGAACGUGGAUUUAUCUGGGAUGACUUUGGGGCUGACCAAGGACGGCUCCCUCAUCUGCAGGAUGAUGAUUUGCCUACCUUCAGAGCGCCUGUUCGCAACCCAUUCUUGCAGGUGUCCGAUGAUGCGAUCACCCAUCCACUACUCGCACCGCCAUCCAGUGCCUCGACGGCCAACAAUGCCAACGCUCAUCGGCUGAGAGGUGGAGCACGCAUUGGACUUCCAGACUGGCAGAUGUUUGAGGAGCUCUUGAACGAAAAUGCUCAGCAGUUGCUCGGAAGACUUUUCACCGGCGGUGCCCUCCGUCCAGGACAUGGCGGCGCGUUCAGACUUGAGGUCAAUAACGAUCACUCUACGACACUGAUUCCUCUCGACCGGCCCGGCGGCCACCACCAUCAUCAUCACCACCAUCACGGCGCAGGCGACGCUCUCACCGCAACCAUCUCGAUCGGACACGGUUCUGGGGAUGCCGCCGGAGGAAAUAAGAGCGACGUGUUCAGUAUCGUCCAUGGCUUUGUACCACUCUCUACUUCGCAACGCUGGUCUCAGGAGUGCCGUAUGAUGUACGGUGCGACGGCUCAGGAUAAGGCCUCGCGCCUUCAGAAUCAUAUCAUUAAUGCACUUAUUCCUGUAGCUAAGGAGGAAUCACGUCUAAAGUAUGAGCGCGAGAUGAAGGAGAUGGAACAGCGUCGCAAGGCCGAUGCGGAGCGCAAGAAAGCUGCAGAGGAGAAGCGCAAGGCCGAGGAGGAGGCCCGACGCAUCAAGGAGCAGGAGGCGGAGGCUGCUAGGGUAGCAGAGGAGCAAGCUGUGAGCGAACGCGAAGCGGCGCGUCGAGUCGAGGAGGCUGCUAUUGGAAAUACCGGCGUAGCGAUAACGCCGGCAGGAACAUCCAUGGAAGUCGAGGGAUCCCCGUCCAGCUCGGCCCCUAUGUUCAGUGCGCCUGCGCCAGAAAAUGCAACACCGCCACGCCGAAUGGUAUUGAUUGACGGGGAGGAAUUCGACAUUACGGACAGCGAUAUCGAUGCCGAUUUCCUCGAGGCUCUGCCGGAGAGCAUGCGCCGCGAGGUCUACAACGAUUACCUGCAGGCACACCGACCCCAAACGACUCCAGCAUCAUCUAGCUCAGCCAACAACAACGGCAUUAGCAUCAGUAACAAUAGCGACAUCAGCGGCGCCAGCAGUAGUAGCAACAACAUCAAUGUGGACUUUUUGAAUGCUCUUCCUCCACAAAUGAGAGACGAGCUGGAUGAGUUGAUCCGAGGACCACGCUCAGCAGCAGCACCCGCUGCCCGCGAGCCAACCAUGGCAACUAAUGCUCCACCUCCUGCGUUAGCAGGAACUUCCACGGAUCUUCAUGCGUUUUACCGUUCAUUCGAGGAUUCGGCACAGUCCCUGGGAGCGUUACAAUCCAGGCUAGCUGCCACUGCAUCACGGUCCAGUCAAGAGUUGGAAAGGUUGUCAGCAUCAACAAAUCAAGCAAUCCGGCGUUUCCUUGACGUUGAAGCAUCGCUGCGCACGACGGGCCCGCCUGAGACGCGAGCCUGGCUUGAAGGCCUCUCUGGCAGUCGGGCAAUCUUGGCAGACACAGUUGAUGAUCUUCAGGCGGUUCGCGACAGAUUCGUUGCACAUAUUGGAAGGGCCACCAACACAUCUUUGCCGUCAAGCAACAAGAAGAUGGCUCUGCCACGUGAAGCUAUCCAGCUCGUGGACAAAUCCUCGCUCGCAACUUUGGUCCGGCUCAUGUUCCUGCCUCAGCCCUUGUCGCGAAACAUUCUGAACAAACUGCUUGUUAAUUUAUGCGAGAACAGCAAGACUCGAGGCGACUUGUUGUCGCUGCUGCUAUCGAUUCUUCAGGACGGUGGUGCGGAUUUGGCGGCCGUAGACAGGAGCUUUGCGCAAAUGUCUCUUCGUGGCAAACCACUGCUCAAGACUCCGCAUCAGCCCAAAGGCUUGAAGGGAUCAGGAGCGGUUUCGGCACCGGCACAGCCAACAAUGGAUAACGUCCCCAAUUUAGUUGCUCGUCGAUGCUUCGAAUCGCUCCACUAUAUCGUGUCGCUUAAUGAGCAGGCGUCGUUGUUCUUCUUGAGCGAGCAUGAGAACGUGGCACUGAAGCGGCCAACCAAGAAGGGCAAAGGCAAGGAGAAGGUGAUCAGUAGCAAGUAUCCGAUCGUGCUUUUGUUGGAUCUGUUGGAGCGACCUACCUUUGUGCAGAACUCUGCCUUGAUGGAGCAGCUUAUGAUGCUGCUGUCAAUCGUUUGCCGACCAUUUGCAAAUCUAUUCAAGACAGCAGAAAACAAAUCUGACGAGGAUACUAAGGACAAGGAUAAAGGCAAGGAGAAGGCUGUUGAGGGCGGCCCUGCGACGGCGACAACAACAGGGUUGGCAGGCGCGGCGGAAGCUGGUGAGCCUACAAUUGCGGAUACGUCAGCAUCAACCGGCGGUAAGACUGAGGCUGGAGUAAGCGCGGAACCGGGACUCCAGCCUCCUGUGAUCCCCGACCAUUGUCUUCAGCUAGUUGUAGGUGUGUUAACGGCAGGCGAGUGCUCGAGCAAGACAUUCCAGUUCACUCUAUCUGUCAUUCAGAAUCUCUGCAUCCUUCCUGGUGCUCGUGAUACCAUCACUUCGGAGCUCGUGAGAGCCGCUUGUGAACUCGGCGCCGGUAUCCUCGAGAACUUGGAAGAACUCUCCAGGACCUUGGAGAAUGCCAUAAGUGGUGUUGAUGUACAGGGAAUGACUCUUGAAAAGUUUUCACCGGCUUCUUCAAAGCAGGCCAAGUUGUUACGCAUCCUCAAGACUAUCGACUACAUGUAUUCACGCAAACAAACGCCACAAACACCGGCAGCAACACAGCUCAACAUUGAGCUUGCACCAACAGUCGACCCGGAGGAAGCGGACGCGGUGUUGCCUCGAUCGAUGCGUGACCUCCACUCUGUGGCACAGAACUUGAACAAGGACGAGCAGAAAGUGACAGAGAUCUAUGAUAGCCUGAAGUUUCAAUCCCUGUGGAUGAAGGUCGGUCAGACGCUAGAGCAGAUCCAUGAACGGAGCGAUAUGAUUCAUGUGGCGACGGUGCUUCUACCACUAAUCGAGUCGCUCAUGGUUGUGUGCAAGUACGUGGGGUUGCGGCCGUCGACACUCGAAAUGGAAGAGGAUGACGCCAAGAAUACCGCCAAGCAUGACUCGACAGAGGAUCUGUUCUUGCAGUUCACAGAGAAACACAGCAAGAUUCUCAACAUUAUGGUGCGCAACAACCCUGCGCUAAUGAGCGGCUCCUUCUCACUCCUCGUCCAUAACCCAAAGAUGCUGGAGUUUGACAACAAGCGCAAUUAUUUCACGCAGCAGCUGCAUAAGAGAAACUCGACUCGGGACCUGUAUGGAUCGCUGCAGAUGAAUGUUCGCAGGGAGAUGGUCUUUAUGGAUUCUUAUUCGCACUGGCAGUCGCGUACGGGCGAUGAGAUCAAGCAUAGCAAGCUGAACGUCAAGUUCCAUGGCGAAGAGGGUGUAGACGGAGGUGGAGUGACUCGCGAAUGGUUCCAGGUUCUGGCUAGACAGAUGUUCAACCCUGAUUAUGCGCUGUUCAAGACCUCGGCGGCCGACAAGUUGACCUACCAACCCAACCGCGCAUCUUGGGUCAACCAGGAUCAUCUGUUGUUCUUCAAGUUUAUCGGCCGGGUCAUUGGAAAGGCUAUUUAUGAUGGUCGGCUCUUGGAUGCCUACUUUACACGCUCGUUCUACAAGCACAUCCUCGGACGACCUGUGGACUACCGCGAUGUGGAGGCAGUGGAUCCCGAAUACUACAAGUCAUUGGUCUGGAUGCUAGAGAACGACAUUACGGACAUUGUAGACGAGACAUUCUCGGUCGAAACGGACGAUUUCGGUAAGACGAGGAUUGUGGACCUGAAGCCCGACGGACGUAAUAUUCCGGUAACAGAGGAGAACAAGCACGAGUACGUCAAGUACAUUACGGAGCAGAAGCUGACACUGGCGAUCAAGGACCAAAUUCACUCGUUCCUACUGGGCUUCCACGAGAUCAUCCCCGCGCAUCUGAUCAGCAUCUUCAACGAGCAAGAACUGGAGCUGUUGAUCUCAGGACUGCCGGAUAUCGACAUUGACGAGUGGAAGAACAACUCGGAGUAUCAGAACUAUACGCAGGCGUCGCCGCAGAUCCAAAACUUUUGGCGAGCUGUUCGGUCAUUUGAUCAGACUGAACGUGCCAAGCUGCUGCAAUUUGUGACGGGAACAUCCAAGGUACCUCUAGGAGGGUUCCCGCAACUCCAAGGCAUCUCAGGUAUUCAGAAGUUCCAGAUUCAUAAGGACUUUUCCUCAACCAAGCGACUUCCAUCAGCACAUACAUGUUUCAAUCAAUUGGAUCUUCCUGAGUACGAAACAUAUGAAGAGCUGCGACACCAGCUGCUGGUGGCUAUCUCGGAAUGCAGCACAGGAUUCGCCUUUGCUUAAAACCAGCCAAAUCAAGGACGAGGAGAGAGUAAGAGGGGUAGAGAGGAGGAAGGGGGAAGGGGGAGGAUAUUAAGAUUGAGAGCCAGAAAAGUUGUGCGGGCAUGGCGAGGGAAAAGAUAGACAAUUACUGCGAAUGCUGCUCUAUUUUUUUUACAUA